Molecule: messenger RNA, 465 nt
Organism: Desarmillaria tabescens
Lineage: Eukaryota; Fungi; Basidiomycota; Agaricomycetes; Agaricales; Physalacriaceae
Exons: 2
Source: RefSeq, a predicted model, not a curated record
AGCAUUUACAUCCCAUUGCUGCUACCAGAGGGUCAUGGAUAUCCACUUUGGCUUUCUGCACCGAUAUCGAAUCUUCCUCUUGAUUUUGUUCGCCAUGGAACACAAAUUGGUGAUCUUGGGUAUCUUGCUUGUGAUGGAGGUUUCAUGUACCUCUUCAAUGUGUGCAAGGAUGCAACAGAUCCUGUCAAUCUGAAUAGGUCCCCUCCCAGCUUCAUACCACUGACGAACACCCCAGGCAUGGUACAUUCCAGUCUCAACUCUACAUAUACAAGAGUGGGAACCACCGUCCUUGUCCUUCCUGAUGGCACUGAACGUUCUGAUUCAGAAGAACCUAGCCUAUUUGAAGAAUAUGCAAUUGCGAAUGUCCAUAGCUGGUACAAAUACUUCAAUGGCCAACAGGGCAGAAAGUUAUAUAACGGUUCCCUAUAUCUCAUCACCAGCUGCGAUAAAUGCUGCUGCUGGUCC